UACUCUCUCUCAGUCUGAAGUCCCGGGAAAAAUGUCGGUAUCACUUUCCUGAUUUUCUCGCUCAUUUUCCCGGAAAGUUACGAGAGAAAGGAAAAAAAAGAUCGUCUUUUUAAACAAAUUUUUUUAUUUUUGUUCGGCAAAGUUUUGGAGUCACACUAAACCCACAUACAUAAUAAGCAUAUAAACGACAAAGCCAAAAAAACCAACCAAAAAGACUGGAGCUUUUUCGAGAUAUGCUGUUUGAUUUGAGAGUUUGAGUACUUCUCAAAGCAAGAUACUACUUUUGAUGGGAUGUCUUAGUUUUUAUUAUCCCUAAGUUAAGUACUUGUUAGUAAUAUUCUCUGAUGAGUUUCUACAAACAGACAAGAAAGAAAAUGAUGGGUCUUUGUUCUCCUUCACCUUCCUCUCCUUCUUCUCACGAUUGUUCUUCAUCUUCUCCAAGGAACUCGGAGAAGAAGCAGAAGGUGAUUGUUGCAUCAUCACCUUCAAGAUUCUCUACCUACACUAAACAGAGUGUAUCGAUUGAGAAGAGAUUACUAAGUUAUCAGGAUUCUAAUUGCAACGUUAUGCCAAAGUCUUCAGAGGAUUUGAGAAAGGAGAUUGCUUCACUCGAGUUUGAAAUUUUGCGCACAGAACAGUAUCUGCUCUCUCUUUAUAGGACAGCUUUUGAUGAGCAAGUUUCUUCUUUCUCUCCUCACACAGAAACGAGCUUAGUUUCUAAUCAGUUUUAUCCCAAAUCCGAGCAAUCAGAUGUUACUAGUGUGUUCAGCUACCAGUAUCAAGCUUCUCCGGCGUCUGAACGUUCCUCUUCGUGUCCUCCUAGGAGUUUCCAAGCCAGCUUAAAAGCUUUGUCUGCAAGGGAGAAGACUAGAUAUGUUUCUGGUAAUCACACUACUCUUGGAGAUCUUCUAGGUUCUUCUCAUAUAGUGGAUAACGUGGUGAACCCGAGUAGGCUCUCUGAAGAUAUCUUAAGAUGCAUAUGUUCUGUGUAUUGUACACUCUCCUGCAAAGCCAGAACCAGUUCUUGUCUUCAGGCUUUUGCUUCUUCACCCUCAUCUGUCUCUUCCAAAACCACUUUUGAUAGCUGCAACUCGGCAAAUGUGCCACGCAGUGUUGUAAUAGAGUCUCUAGAACUUCACCUGGAUGAUGGUAGUUUCAAUCACGCUGCUCUCAUGCUCCAAAACUUCAGAUCACUAGUUCAAAAGCUUGAGAAGGUUGACCCGAGUAGAAUGAAACGCGAAGAGAAGCUCGCGUUUUGGAUAAACAUUCACAAUGCCCUCACAAUGCAUGCCUAUUUAGCCUACGGAACUCACAACCGUGCCAAAAACACCUCGGUUCUAAAGGCAGCUUAUGAUGUUGGAGGCUAUCGCGUAAACCCUUACAUUAUCCAAAGCUCAAUCUUAGGCAUUCGUCCGCAUUUCUCACCACCUUUGUUGCAGACAUUGUUCUCGCCAUCAAGAAAGUCGAAAACUUGUAAUGUCAAACACAUCUACGCCUUGGAAUAUCCCGAGUCAUUGGCUCAUUUCGCUAUUUCUUCAGGAGCUUCUACAGAUCCUCCGGUUCGAGUAUACACCGCUGACUGCGUGUUCCGGGAUCUAAGAAAAUCCAAAGAAGAGUUCAUAAGAAACAACGUUCGUAUACACAAUGAGACAAAGAUAGUAUUGCCCAAGAUCGUUCAUUACUAUGCUAAAGAUAUGUCAUUGGAUGCAUCUGCGCUCAUGGAAACAACGGUAAAGUGUUUACCAGACUCGACGAAGAGAAUAGGUCAGAAGCUGUUGAAGAAGAAGAGCAAAAACAUUGAAUAUUCACCGGAAAACUCAAGUUUCCGUUAUGUAAUCGUUGAGGAACCAACAAGAAAGACAUGAUGAAUCUACUCUAUAAUGUAAAGUAUACAAAAACGUCAUGUAGUUUGUAUUUUAACAAACGAGAGAUAAACUACA
This is a messenger RNA of Camelina sativa (false flax), 1940 nucleotides long. RefSeq lists its product as uncharacterized. The record is from RefSeq and is a predicted model, not a curated record. Lineage: Eukaryota; Viridiplantae; Streptophyta; Magnoliopsida; Brassicales; Brassicaceae.